UCCUGAAUUUCUUUUCGUUCUGUGGGAGUGGAAAACCUUCGCUAUGUUGGCAUCCCAAUUCUCAUUUGAUUACGAGUUGCUUCUAUAGAAGGACGCGGACGGUCGGUCGGUGGUCAGUGAGGGGCAUGGGCAAGCGUCUGGGAAACGUGCCCAGAGGCACUUCCACGUAAUUUGCAGAACAACAUUUUGUAUCGGAUGAGAAUGAUAUCAUUAUAUCCUGGACUACAGGGCCUGGGUCCUGCGGGUAGUGCGGAAGAUGGAAAGGGCUUUUCGGCUGCAGUGGUCUGCAUUAGGCAUGGGUUUGGCUCAAAUUUCUUGAGUUAGCUAAGGAAUGGCCCACAGAGUAAAGGAUCUGCCAUAUAUAGGAGUGCUUAGGUAGAAGAGAAUGGAGAGGUUGGAAUCAUCACUAAGCCUGACUUCCUGCACUAUAUGUGACACAAACUUUUCCCAGUCUCUCGCGUUGUCACAACACUUGAACAGCCAUGAUGUACAGUGGAGGUUAUAUUGGGUCAUGUACAUGCACCAUGUCAGUGGUCUGACAUGCAAACUGUGCAACAUCUCACACUCCAAUGUGUACAGUCUGGAAAGUCAUUUAAAGCUGGUGCAUUGCAUCAAAAAAGGCCCACAGAUAGAAUCGAGUCGACCAGCAAACAUUUCCGACGCACAAUCCACCCCUACGGCUGCAGUGGACGCCACAGACUUCUCCCUAUCAGCUGGCAGGCAGCGGAGGCAGGCAGAGCCCCGCGAUCUUGGGAUCGUUGGGAAAAUGACUGGUGCUAAAGGUGGCUCGGCAGGGCUGAUUCGCACGCCGGCACGAAGGAAAGGUACUCGCACGAUCACUGUUGGCAGUGCCCGGCCGGCACCGGGUGGGGCUGGUCCGGCAGCUGCCGCAGGUCGCAGUGUGGCAGGGCUGUCGCGGACAUUGGGACGCAGCCGGACGGUCAUCGCUCAAGCGGCCGGCGCUGGCGUCAGUGACCCAGUGGCCGGCGCGCCGCCCACCUCGCCGGCACGCCAGAGCGCCGGCGUCGGCCGCCGGCUGCCGGCCGCGCUGCUGGCGUCGGCAGGUGACGGCCGCCCCGACGCCGGCCCGGACCUCGACGACAUCACGGAGGUGGGCCGCGUGGUGUUCGUGCCGCCGGCCAGGCGGCGGCCACCGGUGGGGCGCGCCGACCACGGCGGCCCGGUAGCAGUGUUGUCGGACGGCGAUGGCUAUCAGACGGCCGACGUCGACGUGGAGGUGAUUGGGGUGCGGUCGGCGGCGCCCGGCCCCGGCCACACCGCCACCUGCCGUCCGAUGUCGGCGGCGCCUUGGUGGGACCCGGUGUACCGUCCUGGCACGCUGCGCCGGCUCAGUGAGCAGGGCGCCGCGCUGCAGAGCGAGCGCCAGCUGAACGCUGAGCAGCUGACGCGUCUGAUGGAGCGCUCGCAGCGCCUCAUGGUGGGCCGUUUCGAGCUGGUGGCGCGUGACAACAGCGGCCGCACGAUGCCCGCUCAUCGGCUGCUGGCCGAGCCAGUCGGCCCGCGUGCACCGGCCUGCGUGCACUGA
Molecule: messenger RNA, 1546 nt
Organism: Pollicipes pollicipes
Lineage: Eukaryota; Metazoa; Arthropoda; Thecostraca; Pollicipedomorpha; Pollicipedidae
Exons: 4
Coding region: 386-1546 (386 amino acids)
Source: RefSeq, a predicted model, not a curated record